Molecule: messenger RNA, 5663 nt
Organism: Chinchilla lanigera (long-tailed chinchilla)
Lineage: Eukaryota; Metazoa; Chordata; Mammalia; Rodentia; Chinchillidae
Gene: Ajm1
Product: chromosome unknown open reading frame, human C9orf172
Exons: 3
Coding region: 1131-4040 (969 amino acids)
Biological process (GO): cell-cell junction organization
Cellular component (GO): plasma membrane; apical junction complex
Source: RefSeq, a predicted model, not a curated record
GGCGUGCUGUUGUCAUGGGUGGGGGCUGCCCGAAAGGAUGGGGAGUCCCUGCCCCCAAGCAGUACAGGCCAGGUCCCCGCGAUGGCCGCUCCCGACAGGCUGGGCCGGGCUACAAGGAGGGGCGGGCUGUGUGGCCGUCCACGUGAGCUCUGGAAGAUCUGGGGUCCCAGGACCACUCACCCCACCCCCAUCCCCAUAGGGAGGGGCGUUGGAGCGCAGCUCCUGACAGCCGCAGUGGCAGAGCCGGCUAUCACCUCCCUGGGGCGGAGCCUCCUGCCCUGUCAUCAGCCCAAAUUCUAGCCUGGCCUAGAGCUUAGGAUGAAAGUCCAGACGGGGUGUGCAGGAGACUAAGAUGGGGAUACAGACUGGUACUUAGUGGCCAUGACCCCAAAGAGCAGCCAUGCCUCCAGGAAGCCCCAGUACCCCUGGGACACCGAGGGCUGACCCCGGGGAGGUGUCCAGCUACAGUCCUGCCAGGUGAGGGCACGGCAGGCUGUUUCCCCAGCGGACCUCGGAGCAGCCGCCCCAGAGUGGGUGCUGGGCUCAGGAGGGGGCGCAGCCAUCUCCUGAAGCCUUUCCCGGCCAGCCCCAGGCCCUGGAGACUGCAGAAGCUCUGGUGGCCCACAUCUGAAGGCGAGCCUGGACCCAGCCCAGCCUGCAGCCGGGGGCUGAAGAACCGCAGGUUUCCAUGGAGCUUGCAGAGCUGGAGUGGGGAGGGAUCUCCUGGGAGCUUUUGCUGCCUCCCACCCGCCCCCCAACGCCCCCCUCCCGGGCUGGCAGCCUCCUGGCCUGGUGCAAGAGCUCCAUAGCUCUUGAGCUCACAGAUCAGGGAAGGAGGCGUUAUGAGCUCGUGGCUCACACCUCACGUGCUCCUGCAGCCUGCCCCGGCUCCCGCAGCCAUGCACACACUGGAGGGUGUCUGAGUGCACCUUGCACAGCUGGUGGGGGUGGCUUCACAGUCUCCCUGAUAAGGUUUCUCCUGCAGGUGCCUCUGACUUUGAUGGCAUGGACCAGGCUCCGGCAGCAACGGCCGAGGCCUGCAGCCAGGGCUGCUCCACCACCGUCACCCCAGGGCAAGAGCCCCGAAAGGCCGAGUGACUGGAGCCGCCAGCCUGGGGAUAUCUUUUAAGAUGACCCGCACGGACCCGCCGGAUUUGCUGGUGUCAACCGUGUACCAGGACAUCAAGGUGGCGGCCCCGGGGCCCGCGUCCAGGCGCCAGCCAUGUGAGCGCCCCGUGGCCCGCUCCGCUGCGCCCGCGCCCUUCAACAAGCGCCACUGCCGCAGCUUCGACUUCCUGGAGGCGCUGGACGCGCCAGCCAUGGAGACCCAGCCCGAGCCACCGCCCCCCGAGCCCGCCGUGCCACGCGCCCGGCCCCGAGACGGCGAACCGCGGCGCCGUGCGCGCUCCAAGAGUGCACCCCGCGUAUCCCCUGGCCUGGCGCCCGCACCCGCCUCGCCGCCCAUCCUGCAGCGGCGCGCCCGGGAAACCCAGCGCGCGGCGCAGGCUGAGGGGUCGCCGCGCCGGGAGCCCGGGUACCCUGCGCUCCGCGCACUCGCCAACGAGCUGCACCCCAUUAAGCUGCAGCCGCAGCGGGGCGGCCCGGGCCGAAUCGCACCCCUGUGCCCCGCCCCCGGCCGCUGCGCACCACCCGCGGGGCCCGUGCCCCAUGUCCGCUGCCGCCUGGACAUCAAGCCCGAUGACUCGGUGCUGCAGCACGCGGCCCGGGGGUCCCGGCCUUGCGGGCCCGCCGAGGCCGCGCCCUGGCCCCGUGCUGUCCCGCAGUUCCACGGCCUCACGGUGCCUGGGCCUCGCCAUGCAUUGCUGUCGCGCACCCCCACCCCCACAGACUCGUACUGUGCGGACCCCCGCGCGCUGUUCUGCGAUGGGCCGCUGCCAGGGCCCCGGGACUACGCCGAGCGCCGCGGUCAGCUCUUCACCGCGGCCCCGGGCCCCACCCAAUUCUUCUACACAGAGGAGCCGGAAGGCUUCCGGGGAGGCUUUGCUGGCAGCCCGGGACCCCCCUUCGAGGGCUACUGCCCCCGGCCUUACCCGGCUGAGGAGCCCCCGGAGCCCAGUCCGCGGCGCGGGGGCGGCUACUAUGCGGGGGAAGUGCGAACCUUCCCGAUCCAGGAGCCGCCCUCCCGCUCCUAUUACGGGGAGGUCCCCAGAGCCUACGGCCUGCCCUUCGGUCCCCGCUAUGUCCCCGAGGAGCCCAGGGUGGGCCCUGCCACCCGCCCCUUCUACACCGAGGACUUUGGUCGGUACCGAGAGCGCGAGGUCCUAACGCGGACCUACCCGCACCCGCGCAGCAGCCCGGCCUGGGCCGACUGGGGCCCGCGGCCGUACCGCACGCUGCAGGUGGCGCCUCCCCCGGCUCCCGGGCCCCUGCUGGCCUCUUGGCACGGAGGCACCGGCACCAGCCCUCCGCGGCUGGCCACCGACAGCCGCCACUACUCGCGCUCCUGGGAUAAUAUCCUGGCGCCCGGGCCGCGCCGCGAGGACCCUUUGGGCCGCGGCCGCAGCUAUGAGAACCUGCUGGGGCGCGAGGUGCGGGAGCCGCGGGGCGCGUCCCCCGAGAGCCGGCGCCCUCCGGUUGUGGUGAACCUCUCCACCUCGCCCAGGCGCUACGCGGCGUUGUCGCUGUCCGAGACGUCGCUGUCGGAAAAGGGCCGCGCCGGAGAGGGCCUGGGCCGCAACUGGUACGUGACGCCAGAGAUCACCAUCACCGACAACGACCUGCGGGCGGCGGAGCGCCCGGCCACCAGGGGCUGGGAGCUGCCCGGGGGCCGCACGCGGCCGCCCGCUCCCGCCGCGCCCGAGCCUGCCUCUGGCCGCCAGCGCAGCCUCGAGCAGCUGGACGAGCUCAUCACCGACCUGGUCAUCGACUCCCGGCCCGCGGCUGGCCAAGCCCCAGAGUCCGUGCCCGACGGCCUGGGCCGCCCGCUGCGCCGCAGCCUGCUGGACUCGCGGCCGGUGGGCCCCGGGGCCUCUGCCCUGGCGCCGCCGCGCUCGCCCCCCGCGUCAGCUGGUAGCGCCGAAGAGCCCGCGGCCCCAGGGGAGGCUGCCGACGCGUCCCCGGAACCCAGCGCCGACGAGGACGACCUGAUGACCUGCUCGAACGCGCGCUGCCGGCGCACGGAGACCAUGUUCAACGCCUGCCUCUACUUCAAGUCGUGCCACAGCUGCUACACCUACUACUGCUCGCGCCUGUGCCGCCGCGAGGACUGGGACGCGCACAAGGCGCGCUGUGUGUACGGCCGCGUGGGCAGCGUGUGCCGCCACGUGCUGCAGUUCUGCCGCGACAGCGGCCCGGUGCACCGCGCCUUCUCGCGCAUCGCGCGCGUGGGCUUCCUGUCGCGCGGCCGUGGCGUGCUCUUCCUGGGCUUCCCCAGCCCAGGCUCGGCUGACAACUUCCUGCGCUUCGGCCUCGAGGGGCUGCUGCUGUCGCCCACCUACCUGUCGCUGCGCGAGCUGGCGACUCACGCGGCACCCCUGGGCAGCUACGCGCGGGAACUGGCAGCCGCCGGGCGCCUCUACGAACCGGCAGAGUGCUUCCUGCUCAGCGUGUCAGUGGCCGUGGGCCCCGGCGCCGGAGCCUCCCACCCCGCGCCCGCGCCGCGCAGCCCCGGCCCCACGGUGCGUAAAUUCGCCAAGGUGGCACUGGCAGCCGGAAGCCCGGCGCGGCCGCCUCCCGCGCGCACCCGCGAGCCCGACAUGGAGACGCUGAUCCUGACACCGCCACCGGGCACCGCGGGCCUGGACCAGGAGGGCGAAGCGGGCCGGCGGGCACGCGAGGUGGCUUUCAUCCACAUCCAGCGCGAGCUACGGCUGCGUGGCGUCUUCCUGCGCCACGAGUUCCCGCGAGUAUAUGAGCAGCUCUGCGAGUUCGUGGAGGCCAACCGGCGCUUCACGCCCACCACCAUCUACCCCACGGACAGGCGCACGGGCCGCCCGUUCAUGUGCAUGAUCAUGGCUGCGUCCGAGCCGCGCUCACUCGACUGGGUGGCCAGCGCCAACCUUUUGGACGACAUCAUGUGAGCCACCAGACCAAGUCCCAGGCCCACUGGAGCCGGGCCCCCGCUUCUCCUUCGACCACCCACCCCACCCCGUGUUCCGAGCCCUGCCCACCCCCCACCCCCCAUCCCCGCCCGCAGCUCUGGCAGGUCCCAAGCCCCGCCCCUCCUCAUCCCCUCCGCUAAUCCCCAGGGCCCUGGCCAUCCUCCCCGCAGCCCGCGGGCCCGCCUCCAGGAGACUCCACCUCCCACGCCCUCAGGUCCCCAGAGGCCGGUCCUCGCCCUCGGUGCUCCCCGCUGGGAGGCGGGGUGGGCCUGAGGACCUCGGGGCCCUGCCUUCACUCCGAGGCGGGUCUCUUGGCAAGACCCCAGCAAUGGAAAUUCGAUUCCAGUCCAUUGCAUCUCGGGAUUCCGCUGAGCCUCUGAAACCCGGGCUCCCCAGCCGUAGGUCAGGGAGCCCCUGCUGACCAAAGCCUAGUGUCACUUUAAGCAUGCCCCAGACCGCCUGCUGUCCCAAUUUGUCCUGCUCCAGGCUUCCUCGAGGGAGGCGGAGAGUGCUCUGGGUAGCCUGCUUGCUCCGUGCCCGGACAGAAACCCAGGAGUGCCUCUUGGCAGCCCUAGACCAGCCCCAGCCAGGGCGACUGGGAUACUCCAAGCACCGGAGGACCUGGCAGGGGGAGCAGAGCUUGUGGACUGGGGAUGCCAGCCAGAGCCAAGAUCCGUCUGGGUGAGGGUUGGAGCACCUUCCCUAGGCAAAUGGCAGGGCAGAAUAGGGCUGUGUGACCACACAGGCCCAUUUCUCCCAGGGUGGCUGGACAUGUGUGCAGGCGCAGGACCCACAUGGGGUUAAGUGCAGAGGCCCUUCAGGAAGUGCAGUUCACCACCUGGCCUAGGAUGACCUAAUAGCAGGGCUGGGAGCAAGGUGUGGGCACGUGUGUCCAGGACCCAGGGCCACCCGAGGAGCGCGUGACCUGCCUGAGUCAUAGCCUUGACUGCACCCUGGUCCCCAUGCCCUUGCCCUGGCUACACCCCGAGCUGCGAGGUGGGGCCUGAGCUUAGUGCGUUGUGGGUUCUGCUGAAGGAGGGGUGUCCAUCUCCGGGGUUCCAUGGGAGGCACACGACAGGGAGGGGGCAAAGCCAGGCGCUGCACAAGGGCUCUCCCGGAGCCCCAACCCCUCUGGACCCCGGGCAGGGGACCUCGAGUGGAGAAGCUGUGGCCCCGCUCAGUCCCGCCCCGCCUGUGCCUGCCCGCGGGUUUGCACACAGCGGCGGCCUUCGCCGCUCCCCCAGUCUCUUCAGCUCUAGUCCGUGCCUGGGGUCCGGCAAGAUUGCCCGGGACCGAGGUCAUUGCCUGGGCGCGAGCGCUUUCCAACCAAGUAAAAUAGAACUUGAAUGUACCCGCGUUUGUCUCUUCCUUAGGGGGUCGCGGAUCGAGGUCUUCCGAAGUGGGGUAGGGGCAGGGGUCAGGGAGGAAGGCCCUGGGCGAGGCGCGGGAGGUCGUAGGGGACGGAGGCCUUGGUGCUCUCCUGGGGAUCGAGACAGAGGUUCUGGGAUGGAGAUGUCGGUGAUGGGGGCCCUGGGACUGGUGGCGGGGCGGCCAGCACGGGUCCCUGGGACUUCGCCUGUCCCGAUCGCGGGUCGCCUGACU